Molecule: messenger RNA, 1229 nt
Organism: Lolium rigidum
Lineage: Eukaryota; Viridiplantae; Streptophyta; Magnoliopsida; Poales; Poaceae
Product: hydroxyproline O-arabinosyltransferase 1-like
Exons: 8
Coding region: 1-1101 (366 amino acids)
Molecular function (GO): glycosyltransferase activity
Source: RefSeq, a predicted model, not a curated record
AUGGCACCGCCGUGCGGCCGCGGCGCCCCGCCGCUGGUCCUCAUCGCGCUCUCCGCGGCGUUCCUCACCUACAACGCGCUCCUCUCGUCCCGCUCCGUCCCGCCCCUCCCCACCUCCUUCCCCGACGCCACCGCCGCCUUUUCCUCCUCAUCCCGCUCCCGCCGCCUCGCCUCUGACGGUAGCGGCGGGCCGAGGCCGUUCCACACCGCGGUGACCGCCUCCGGGUCCGUCUACAACACGUGGCAGUGCCGCGUCAUGUACCACUGGUUCAAGGAGGCGCGGCGGCAGGCGCGCGGCGCCGACAUGGGCGGCUUCACCAGGAUCCUGCACUCCGGGAAGCCCGACGAGUUCGUCCGCGAGAUCCCCACCUUCGUCGCCGAACCACUCCAGGAAGGGACGGAUCAGGGAUACAUUGUUCUUAAUAGGCCCUGGGCAUUUGUUCAAUGGCUACAGAAGGCAGACAUACAGGAAGAAUAUAUCUUGAUGGCAGAGCCAGAUCAUCUUAUUGUCAAGCCUAUCCCAAACUUAUCAAGAGAUGGCCGUGCAGCAGCUUUCCCUUUCUUCUAUAUAGAGCCCCAAAAAUUUGAAAAACUGUUGCGUAAAUUCUUUCCUGAAAAUAAAGGGCCAAUAACAAACAUUGAUCCCAUAGGAAAUUCUCCUGUCAUCAUUGAGAAGGAAUCUCUUUCUAGGAUUGCACCGACAUGGAUGAAUAUGUCGUUAGCCAUGAAGAAAGAUCCUGAAGCAGAUAAAGCUUUUGGAUGGGUUCUUGAAAUGUAUGCAUAUGCUCUAGCAUCAGCUCUGCAUGGAGUGGGGAAUAUCUUACACAAGGAUUUCAUGAUUCAGCCACCAUGGGACUUGGAAAUUGGUGAUUCAUAUAUCAUACAUUAUACUUAUGGGUGUGAUUAUGAUAUGAAGGGUGAAUUGACUUACGGCAUAAUUGGAGAGUGGAGGUUUGACAAAAGAUCCUACGAGAAUAAACCUCCUCCUAGAAAUUUGCCAUUACCUCCGAAUGGCGUACCUAGAAGUGUGGUGACACUUGUGAAAAUGGUGAAUGAAGCAACGGCCAACAUACCCAACUGGGAAUCUUAUGCAGCCGAGUGACCUUGUAUAAUCUGAUACUUGGCAUGUCCAUUCAAUUUUGUCCCCUCACCGCUGAAGCUUGGACAACUGGUUCAUAUAUAGGCUUACCCAGAGCUGUUGACACCAUACAUUUCUGUUUGGAUCACCAA